Branchiostoma floridae (Florida lancelet) is the source of this 3351-nucleotide messenger RNA. RefSeq lists its product as uncharacterized. Lineage: Eukaryota; Metazoa; Chordata; Leptocardii; Amphioxiformes; Branchiostomatidae. The coding region runs from base 1 to 3351 and encodes 1116 amino acids. Gene Ontology annotation, biological process: signal transduction. Gene Ontology annotation, molecular function: protein binding. The transcript is spliced from 14 exons. Gene Ontology annotation, cellular component: cytoplasm; nucleus. The record is from RefSeq and is a predicted model, not a curated record.
AUGGUAAUAUGGUCAGAGGAGAGGAAGAAGAUCAUAGUGAUCGAGCUCACAGUUCCGUGGGAGGAGAGAUGUGAAGAAGCACAUGAGAGGAAAGCUAGCAAGUACCAGGAACUGCUGCAGAGUUGCAAAGAGAAGGGAUGGCAGUCCUGGCUGUUUCCGGUAGAAUCUGGAGCCACGCGCACGCCACUUCACAAGGCAGCUUCAGAAGGACAUGUUGGUGUUGUUGAACUCCUCCUGAAGGCUGGAGCACGGGUGGACAGUACGGAUGAGUCUGGAGCCACACCACUUCACGAGGCAGCUUCAGGAGGACAUGCUGGUGUUGUCGAACUCCUCCUGGAGGCUGGAGCAGAUGUGGACAGUAAGGAUCAGUCUGGAGCCACGCCACUUCACAAGGCAACUUCAAGAGGACAUGUUGGUGUUGCUGAACUUCUCAUGAAGGCUGGUGCAGAGGCGGCAAGUAGGGAUGAGGGAAACAGCAGACAAACAGAAGACAGCAGUGUUCCACUGGAAAUACAGCUGCGUGGUCCUGGCAUGCAACAGCUGUACUCCCAGGCCUGCCGCCAGGGGGCGCGACCGGUGCACAGCACGCGCGGGCUCGUGGUUGGUCAGUACAGAUCCGGGAAGACUUGCGUCGUCAGGAGGCUGACAGGAGAGGAGGCUGUGGAGGAUGAACCGAUAACAGACGGCAUCGAGAUUUCACCGAGCGUGAUGACCACAACUUGGCAGAAGGCAAAAGAGGAGCCAGACGAGUUCAAGGAAACCAUGGCAGAACGCUUAGCGGAGCAACAAGAACGGGACAAAUCAGUAACCCUCAGGCUGACAAUGUCACAACCCCAAGAAGUAGUCCAGCAGCAGAGUGACAGCAAAACCCCAACGGAUGCUGGGAUUCAAAAACCAAAGGAAGAAACAGGAGAGCAGACGUUUCAGACGCAGAAAAAUGAACCACUAAAAGAGGAGACACCGUCACGAAGUCUACAGACAGCAAAUAUGGAAGAUAGUAGAGCAGAAAGUGCAGGCAAGGGUACAUCACAUCAAUCACAGCACCAACAGCGACUACAAGAUGACACAGUACAGCAGCAAACACAAGACAUUCCUGAUGACGUCAUAACAAAGGCCAAAGAGCGACUCCAAGGUGGCGUAACCGAGGAGCAGCUAGGAACAGCCGAACACCCGCGUCUCUCCAUCUGGGACUUCGGCGGCCAGGCCACGUACUACGGCUCGCACCAGUGCUUCUUCACCCCCCGCGGGAUCUACAUCCUGGUCAUGUCACUGCUGCAGAAGCUGUCAGACCCAGUUCCUGAUCAGGACUACAAGGCAGCUGCGGACAACCUCGUCACUGGAAGAGACUACCUGGACCACUGGCUGAACUCAGUCCGCACACACGGUCUGGUGCACGGACGGAAGGACAAGCCACCUAUCGUCUUGGUCCUCACACACAAGGAUAUGGUCACCGAGUCGGAGAUUGAGGAGUACAAGAAAGACAUACUUGAUCACAUCAGUGGUAAGGCUGCCGGCAAACACGUCUUACCAAAGAUUUUUGUCAUCGACAACUUCAGCGAGGAUAACAGCGACAUUGACGAGCUCCGAGAGUACCUCCGUGAGGUGGCGAAGUCUCAGUGGUACAUGGGUCAGGAAGUGCCUAUAACCUGGCUUCAUCUGAAGUCCAAACUGAUGGACAAGAGGGGAGAAGACGACCCAUUCUGCCCUUUCCAAGAUGCCGUAGAACUGGCCCGUGACGUGGGCAUCACUGAUGACAGUCAUGUUGCCGACAUCCUGACCUUCCUGCACGACCUUGGUGACAUCAUCUUCAUCAACGAACACAUCCUCCGUGAUCACGUGGCCCUUCGACCCCAGGUGAUGGUUGACGUCUUCAAGACCAUCAUUACCGUCCCUAAGUACCAACAAGACAGGAGCAUGGGUGGGGAGGUCGCCGAGAUGUGGAGGAGGCUGGAGAACGAAGGCAUCCUCAGCGACAGGUUGUUGACAAUCAUCUGGACCAAAGCAGAUCAGAAGAUGCAGAAACCCUACCUACUCCGGAACAAGCCCUUCCUAAAGCGACUGAUGGAGAAGUACUACCUCAUCUGCAACGCCACGCCGAUCAGUGGGUUUGAUGCCACAACGCAGGAGCCUGAGAAAGAAGAGCUCUACUUCGUACCAUCUCUUCUGGCCGCAAAGUCUGACGACAGCACCUUGUAUCCUGGGCACAUGAGCAGAUUCCGGUACCCUCUGCAUGUUGUAUUCGACAACAUGUUUCUCCCCAGCGGCAUGUUCUACCGUCUACAAGCGAUCUGUGUGCGCAGGUUUGGUCUUGAGGUGUCCCAGGUGUUUGCAGGCUGCGGCCGCUUUCCUACCGAUGAUGCAAAGCAACAGUUCGUGGUGACCAAGGUGAAGCACUACCUGAAGGUGGAGCUUCUGUCGUCUGAAGCUGAAGACAAGGCAGUGUUCACACAGGGACUUCCCGUUCGAAAGUUUCUCAGCAGCUGUCUCUUCGAGAUCAAGGAGAAGUGGAUUCCCUCCAUCCAGUAUGACUGGUGCUUCGGAGAGGAGUCAGAUGAAGGAGCGAGCAAACUAUCAUUCCAUCCGCUCUCUGACAUCGAGCAAGAAACGGCAAUGGGAUCCAGUCGUAUUCCAGAAGACUUUAACGCCGUCUGGAUGCGUGGUAGCGGUGCACUAAGGAUGUCCCAUGCAGAGAACUCAGGUGGUGACGGACUAGUGAUGAUAAAGCCCACAACGAGCCCAGCUGACAUCAGUGCAGUCCGCACGAUCGGUCCAGUCCUGGACUGUAUGGAGACAUGCAGAGCGCUGAAUCUGGCGGACUGUGAUCGAAUCAGACACGAGCUCACAUUCGUCAGCAGGUUCCAAGAGUUGGUUGCUACCGUCAACGAUGCUGGAGACGUGUGUCGUCGCUUGCUGGGCGCGUCUGUAGAAGUUUGCCUACCAGAGAGAGCACCUAUGUUCCUCAGAGAAGAGAGAGGUAAUGACAUUGUUAUCCUACACGUUGAAAACUACGAUGACAAGCUCGUACAGCCACUGGUGGAGCAGAUGGUCAAGUCGUCCAGCAGGUACGGUGUCACGGUUUGCGAAGACGUCAUCAAAUCAGGGGAUGACAUCACUGACAAGAUCUUGGAUCAUCUUCUCAAACGUAACGCCAGAAUGGUCGUACCAAUCAUCACGCCACAGGCUCUCCACGGCAGACACUGGUCCGCGCUCGGGUACGAGUUCCCCGUGCAGAACAAGAACAUGGUCUUUCCCGUCCUCGCUUAUCCUGAAGGGACUAGGGAGCGUUUGCUGAAGGUGCUCGGCAGACGCUGCGCGGGGAUGCUGGAUAUGCCAUCUACAAAAAAAUCCUAA